AUGGCAUCGAUCCACGCAAACCCCGACUUCAAUGCCGAGGAGCUCGCUCAGGGCCUGCGCAAGGCCAUGAAGGGCUUCGGCACCAACGAGAAGAAGAUCAUCGAGAUCCUCACCUCGUGCAACAACGAGCAACGCCAAGUGCUCAAGAAGCAGUUCAAGACCAUGUACGGCCGUGACCUCAUCGACGACCUCAAGUCCGAGCUCGGAGGCAACUUCGAGGAUGCCGUCAUUGCCUUCAUGAUGCCUCCUGAUGAAUACGACGCCCACUGCCUUCGCCACGCCAUGAAGGGUGCUGGUACGGAUGAGAAGGUGAUCGCCGAGGUGCUGGCCAUGCGCAGCAACGACCAGAUUGCCGCUAUCCGCGAAGCAUACCACCGCGUGUACGAUCGCGACCUCGAGAAGGACGUCAUGUCCGAGACAAGCGGUCACCUCAAGCGCAUCUUCGUGUCUCUCCUCCAGGGCAACCGCGACGAGUCUGAGGACGUGGAUGAGGACAGGGCCCAGGCCGAUGCGCAAGCGCUGUACGAUGCCGGCGAGGCAAAAUGGGGCACGGACGAGUCUGAGUUCAUGACCUCCGGCAUUGGCCAGCUGCGCGCGGUCGCUGAAAAGUACCACACGCUUGUGCGCGCUGUCGAGAAGGAGAUGAGUGGGGAUCUUGAGUUUGCGUUCAAGGCCGUGCUGCUGAGUGCGGUUGACCAGCCCGCAUUCUACGCCGAGCGCCUCUACAAGUCCAUGAAGGGCAUGGGCACCGACGACGAAACUCUCAUCCGCUGCGUCGUCUCCAGGGCCGAGACCGACAUGGAGCAGAUCAAGUCCCAGUUUGUGGACAAGUACGGCAAGAAGCUCGUCAAGAUGAUCAAGGACGACACUGGCGGGGACUACGAGCGCUUCCUCGUUGCCAUCGUUGGCGAGUAAACCGGCACCGUUUGCGCCUCUGGGCAUUCCGUGUUGUAUUUCACAAGCACUCUGCUUUGUUCGCCCGUUUGUUGCUUUG
Molecule: messenger RNA, 994 nt
Organism: Salpingoeca rosetta
Lineage: Eukaryota; Choanoflagellata; Craspedida; Salpingoecidae
Product: annexin A7
Exons: 11
Coding region: 1-915 (304 amino acids)
Cellular component (GO): cytoplasm
Molecular function (GO): calcium-dependent phospholipid binding; calcium ion binding
Source: RefSeq, a predicted model, not a curated record